UAUAUAAACUUGUCUCUCUUCUUCGAAGAGAGAAAAAGAAAGGAGAAAAGAUAAAAGAGAGUGCGCGUGCCGUAUUUUCUAGUGUUAUGUCGGGAAAGUUAAUAUCUGCUUUUUCUUAAUGUGCAUUGUCGUUUCUUAAAAAAAGAAAAAAACGGCACAUUUUGUUGACCCAUUAUUAUCUGAUACAAAAUACAAAAACGAGAAAUAAAAAUAAUUACAAUUGAUAAAAGACUUGAAGAAAUAAGACGAUUCCUAGAGAAGGAAGGAAAGGAAGGAAGGAAGGAAGGAAGGAGCGCCGUAGUGACGUUCGAGUGUCGUUUCUUUCUCUCUUCCAUUUCCCAUGGUGAAAUACGGCGUUCUUCAUCAAACGACGAGAGACCUACUCUUCUUCUAUCUCAUUUAACUCUCAACGCCGUACUUAUAAUUCUUCUACUUGUGCACUAUUAUCUCACUUUACGAAAGUAAAAGAUAAAGGAUCGUAAUCUAUUAUCUUUCACUGUUUUUUUCCUUAUCUACCUAUCUAUCUAUCCAUCUAUGUCUUAAAAGAUAAAAACAAAAAAGAAAAACGAAAGAUAGAGAGAGAGAAACUAACACACGAUUUAAGAUCGAUCUUUUUUUUCGUCUAAUCAUCGAUCAAGCGCGUGUGUGUUAAACAACAGCAAUACAACAUACACAACAGGGAGGAGUAGAAGUAGUAAUAGUAGUGUAACAGUACAGUAACAACACACUGAUAUCAACAGUAACACCACAGUCCACUACUACUACUACUAACAGUAGUAACAGUACAGUAACAGCAGCUCCACGCAUUCGUUAGAAAGAGUGAGAGAUAGGGAGAGGGAGAAAGAGAAAGAGAAGGAGACAGAGUGUGAGUAGUGGUGGGGGGAAGAGAAAGAGAGACGGCACGCGCGCACUCACGUACAACGCGCGAACGAGAGCCCUCGUUGGUCCGUGCCCUCCGAUAGUGUUGGGAGUGUCUCUUCUGCUUCUCUCCACAACCCAAUAUCAUAAUAGUCAAAGAGAGGAAACAAGGGAGAAAUCAAAGAAUAAUAAUAAUAAUAAUAAUAAGUGCCAACAACACUAAUAUAUAUACCUAAUACAGCAGUGUGUGUGACAUGAGAGAAAAAUUAUCGUAAAUCUCGCGUUAUAAACUUCUAUUUUGAUUGACAAUAAAAAGAAAUUAAGAAGGAAAAAAAAAAAGGAGUGGGAGAUUAAAAAAAAAGUAUCGUGCGUGAGUGCAACGACAAAGAUUAGCAGUAACAACAGCAGUAACAACACAUCACAACAUCUAUCAACAACGAAAUACGACGAUAGUUUCUUUUCUUUCUUAAUCCAUAUAUAUAUAUAUAUAUAUAUAUAUAUAUAUAUAUAUAUGUAUAUUUGAUACGGAAGAAUCCUGGUUCUUUCUUCCGGUGUGUAUACGCUCGUGUGUGUCUCCUCGUACCUUUUUUCUCGGCUUUGCGGCACCAAGUGGAAAAGAGAGAGAGAAAGAGGAUAAAGGUUAGGUUAGAACCGGCUUAAUCCGUCUGUCUCUUACUCUCUUACUGAUUCACUCACGUUUACGUUUACGUUUACGUUCACGUUUACGUAUAGUAGAUAUAUCUCUCUCUCUCUUCGUUUUCAUCGUGACGUAUAUAUAUUCUAUCUCUUUUCUUCUUCUAUCUUAUUAUACGAGUGUGAGCACGCGCGCUUGCUUGCUUGCUUGCUUGCUUGCGUGAGGCGGCAAAUAAUACACACUCGAAGAAUACGAAGAGGAAAAGGAAAAUUGAAGGAAGAAGAACGAAAGAAGAAAAAAGAAAGAAAGGAAGGAAGGAAGGAAGGAAGGAAGGAAGGAAGGAGACACGAAUGCCGAUCGCUGGUAGAGUUCUGGUUGCUGGAACCGCGGCCCAUUGCCUGUCUUCCGCCGUUGGCAUGCUUCGAUUCCUCGCCAGACUUUCAGGGAGGCGGCGACACGUGCGCCGGAGUUCUGGCCCAGGUGGAACGGCUCGUGCUGUCGAGGAAACAGAAAAAGCUGCUGGGACGGCAACUAUGGUGGCAGCAGCAGCAGCAACAGCAACGGUUGGUCCGACAACGACGGCAACGACUACGACCAUGACGACGACCACGACCACGACCACGAUGACGAAGAUGACAAAGAUGACGACGUUAGUAGCUGAAAGCAACAGCAGCAGCAGCAACGACAGCAGCAGCAACAGCACCACCACCAACACGAUUGGAGGUGCCCUUAUGGCAAACGGGGGAUGCCAGAUGAUGAUAGGAAGAGAAAACGGGAUUAUUGAAGAAGUUAGUUGUAGUUCGGACGUUGUAGUGACGGACGAUGAAGAACUCUGUUGUUGCGAUAAUAACACCAACAGUAAUAACAUCAAUAACAGUAUAACCACAAGUACCAAUAACAUCAUCAUGAACGACGGCAGCAAGAAUCAUCAUCGUUAUCAACAAUAUUAUAGGCACCAUCCACGUAAUCAUUGUUGUCAUCAACGUAAAAACCUUGAUCUCGCUAAUCCAACGAUAGAUGAAAAUAUCAUGAUUGAAGAUUAUAAUCAUUUAGAAGAGGAUUAUUGCACCGAUUCGUCAUUAUCGCAUUGUUCUGAAGAACAACAGCAACCCUCCUCGUGGGAUAUUGCAGAUUUACGUUAUCUUCAUCGUCAACAUCAUUUGCAUUAUAGUUAUUGUCAUCAACUUGAACAUCAACAACACCGUCAUUAUCAACAUCAACAUCGUCAAGAUUGUCAACAGUAUCAAAAUCGUCCUCAUUAUAAUAGGCAUCAUCAACAUCCUCAUCAUAGUCAUCAUCAUCCUCAUCAUCAUCACCACCAUCACCACCACCACCAUCACCAUUACCAUCAUAAUCAUCAUCAUCGUCAUCAUUGUCAUUAUCACCAACAACAUGACCAACAACAGGACCAACAACAACAACCUCAUCAAAGUCCUCAUCAUCAACAUCAUCAGCAACUAGAUGAUCUUCAACAACGUCUUCGGAAGGAACGAAGACGAGAAAAUAUAUCUCAUUCUUCUUCUUCUUGUUCUUCGUCUUCUUCUUCUUCUUCUUCUUCUUGUUCCUCUUCUUCUUCUUCUUCUUCUUCGACGACAACGACGAUGACGACAACGAUGACGACGACGACGACGACGACGACAAUAACGACGACAACCAAUACCAAUGAUAGCGACAGCAAGAGCAACACCACUUCUUCCAUAUCGUCGUCUUCACCUAUUAUUCCACUUGUCCAACCUGAAGAUAGCAACACAUCUAGGAGUGUCACUGCCGUUAUGAGAAGAAACAAGAUUCAACCGUACCUCGCGACAUUACUCAUCAUCUCUUAUACCCUCUUUGGUAUGACAGAUGCCUGUUCGUCGCGGUCAACACCAAAGCCACGACCACCAACGCCGACACCUCGGCCAAAUAUCACAUUCCACAUGUAUACGUGUCCUCCGGAUUAUGCGCAAUGGUACUGUUUAAACGGUGCCACGUGUUUUACAGUCAAAAUCGUCGAUUCCCUCCUCUACAAUUGCUUAUGUGCUAAUGGUUAUAUCGGGCAGAGAUGCGAAUUUAAAGACUUGGAUGGUUCCUAUUUACCUUCUCGUCAACGCGUAAUGUUGGAGACAGCAAGUAUCGCAAGUGGUGCGACGAUAGCAGUCUUUCUCGUCGUAAUCAUUUGCAUAGCAGCUUACAUCCAUUGUAAGAGAAAGCAGAAGGAACUGCGAACAAGUAGUAACUGCUUCGACACGGUGGAUGGACCCGGUCGAGAUCCGGAGCGGAGGCCGUUUAGCAACCAAGGCCGCUCCCUUAUGAUCUACAUGGCUAAGAAUCCUCCCAACAACUCGGCAACGAUAGAGCAAACAAAAAUGCCUGAAUGGAACCGAGUAGAAACAAUGGAAACGACGAUAAUGGCAUCAAUAAGCGAGUGCAAACGUUCGAGCCAAUAGCCAAGAUCAAAUUCGUGUCGGCAAAAGAAGAAAAAGAUUUAUUACGAUAAAUCAAGAAAGAUUUACUGCCGAUACGUUGUUAACGAUAAUCAUCUACAACUAAAUAAUCCAGAUUCGGACAAUAUUAUCAAUAGUUGUUCUUGUCGUCGUUUAAUUAACGAAACUCGACAAAAACGAAUAAUAGAAUCGUCCAAAAAAAAACCAUCAUCUAGGUCAUCAUUAAGGUCGUCAUCAUCAUCGUCAUCGUCAUUAUUUAAGCUUAAUAAUUUUUCUAAAAUGACCUAUGUUCUUUUACGUUUCGCAUCGUUCCUUUCUUUUCGCGAAGAUAUACGGCCCUGAUUUAAAAAACGAACUAUUUAAUUAAUAACAAUAUUGCCACAAUGAACAAAUACAUUUUCCUAUUAUUACUUCAUGUGAAAUACGUUCGAGCGAGAAUUUGGGGACAAAACAUAUAUAUAUAUAUAAGAAAAAUUAUGAUAUAGAGUAUUUCUUUCAUUUAAAAGAUAAUACUCGAAAUAAUAAUAUAUGUUUAUAUUUGUUCUAACGUAUUUCUAAUGUUAUUUUUUCGUGAAACGGCUAGGCUGAAAAUAUGGUGCUAAAUACGUGACACACAAUUUCCACGAUCGCUUUUCCUUUUUAUUUGUGUGUUUUUUGGGAGGAAUUUUUGUUAACAAGACAUUCCUAUUAAAAGCGUUGUUUUCUUAAAAGAUGCCUAUCUCUAUUUUUGAAUUAAGUGAGACGAUACUUUAAUAAUGAGCACAUAACUCUCGUUGAUAUAGCUUUAUGCAUAUAUAUAUAUAUAUAUGUGUGUGUAUGUGUAAUUGUUUCAGAAACCUUACUCUCGACAAAAAAAAUAUUAUUUACUAUAUUUUUUGUGUAUUUAUCAAUUCAUUCAUUAUUCCGGUAUUUAAUUUAUCAAUGAUUGUGUGCAAUUUUCUAAUCACACGAUUGACUUAUUUAUUUAGAACAAAAAAUUGAAUUCUAUUCAGAAAAUAAGCGCAGGACACACGCUUCUUUUGUUGUUAUUAUUAUUAUUGAACAUUAUAAUGACAAAUUUUGCAAAUUUACCGGCAUUCCUUUCUUUUUUUCAUUUUCUUAUCUUUUUUUCUUUAUUAAGAAAACAUCGAUUCAGUUUUUGAAUUACAAAUAAGGGAGUAAUAUCAAUAUUAAUUAAAAAUUCAUCAAUUAAAAAAACAAAUACUUUCAUUGAACUUUUAAAAAUGUUCAUAGUUAAAAGAAAUAUUUAUAUGAAGCAAAAGUUUUCCUAGGUGCUCUUAAAAAUCAAUUAAUCUUUUUUGAAAAGAGAGUGUUUUAAUAUAAUUGAAAAUAAAAUAAACAAAUAUUUUCAAAUUAUAAAACUACUAAAAUCCAAUUUGUAAAACUAAACUGUCUAAUAGUUGCAAGUUGUAAACAAAUAUCACGGAAAGGAAUAAUUGAUUUUUAAAAUCUCACCUUAGGACUUUUGUAUAUUAUUUAGUCUUGCGCCUUAAAAAAAAAUA
Polistes canadensis is the source of this 5420-nucleotide messenger RNA. RefSeq lists its product as uncharacterized. Gene Ontology annotation, biological process: epidermal growth factor receptor signaling pathway. Lineage: Eukaryota; Metazoa; Arthropoda; Insecta; Hymenoptera; Vespidae. The record is from RefSeq and is a predicted model, not a curated record. The transcript is spliced from 7 exons. Gene Ontology annotation, molecular function: receptor ligand activity; epidermal growth factor receptor binding. The coding region runs from base 1843 to 3921 and encodes 692 amino acids.